AUGGCCCAACUGGAGGACCUGGAGCAUCAUCUGGCUCUACCGUACCAGCUACUGGAUCUAAUGGCCCAACUGGAGCACCUGGAGCAACAACUGGUUCUGCCGUACCAGCUACUGGAUCUAAUGGUCCAUCUGGAGGACCUGGAGCUUCAGCUGGCUCUGCCGUACCAGCUACCGGCUCUAAUGGCCCAUCUGGAGCACCUGGAGCAACAACUGGCUCUGCCGUACCAGCUACUGGAUCUAAUGGCCCAUCUGGAGCGCCUGGAGCAACAACUGCUACGGGAUCUAAUGGCCCAUCUCGAGGACCUGGAGCAACAACCGGCUCUGCCGUACCAGCUACCGGAUCUAAUGGCCCAUCUGGAGGACCUGGAACAUCAUCUGGCUCUGCCGUACCAGCUACCUGGUCUAAUGGCCCAACUGGAGGACCUGGAGCAUCAUCUGGCUCUAACGUACCAGCUACUGGAUCUAAUGGCCCAACUGGAGCACCUGGAGCAACAACUGGCUCUGCCGUACCAGCUACUGGAUCUAAUGGUCCAUCUGGAGGACCUGGAGCUUCAGCUGGCUCUGCCGUACCAGCUACCGGCUCUAAUGGCCCAUCUGGAGCACCUGGAGCAACAACUGGCUCUGCCGUACCAGCUACUGGAUCUAAUGGCCCAUCUGGAGCGCCUGGAGCAACAACUGGCACUUCCGUACCAGCUACUGGAUCUAAUGGCGCAUCUGGAGGACCUGGAGCAUUAA
Messenger RNA from Symsagittifera roscoffensis, 735 nucleotides. Its product is annotated as involucrin-like. The record is from RefSeq and is a predicted model, not a curated record. Bases 1 to 735 code for a protein of 244 amino acids. The transcript has 2 exons. Lineage: Eukaryota; Metazoa; Xenacoelomorpha; Acoela; Convolutidae.